CAUGCCCCUUUCCAACCUGUUUGCCAACGCCGUGCUGAGGGCUCAGCACCUUCACCUCCUGGCUGCCGAGACAUACAAAGAGUUCGAACGCACCUAUAUUCCAGAGGACCAGAGACACGCCAACAAAAAUUCUCAGGCAGCAUUUUGUUACUCAGAAACCAUCCCUGCUCCCACGGGGAAGGACGAUGCCCAGCAGAAAUCGGAUAUGGAGCUUCUUCGGUUUUCACUGGUUCUCAUCCAGUCCUGGCUGACCCCGGUGCAAUACCUAAGCAAGGUGUUCACAAACAAUCUGGUUUUCGGCACCUCAGACAGAGUAUAUGAAAAACUAAAGGACCUGGAAGAAGGGAUCCAAGCUCUCAUGAGGGAGCUGGAGGACCGGAGCCCGCGGGGUCCCCAGAUCCUCAAACCCACCUACGACAAAUUCGACAUCCACCUGCGCAACGAGGACGCCCUGCUGAAGAACUACGGCUUGCUCUCCUGCUUCAAGAAGGACCUGCACAAGGUGGAGACCUACCUGAAGGUGAUGAAGUGCCGGCGCUACGGUGAGGGAAACUGCACCGUUUGA
This is a messenger RNA of Chroicocephalus ridibundus (black-headed gull), 565 nucleotides long. RefSeq names its product growth hormone 1 (gene GH1). Gene Ontology annotation, biological process: animal organ development; positive regulation of tyrosine phosphorylation of STAT protein; positive regulation of receptor signaling pathway via JAK-STAT. The transcript has 4 exons. Gene Ontology annotation, molecular function: growth factor activity; growth hormone receptor binding; hormone activity. Gene Ontology annotation, cellular component: extracellular region. Lineage: Eukaryota; Metazoa; Chordata; Aves; Charadriiformes; Laridae. The record is from RefSeq and is a predicted model, not a curated record. The coding region runs from base 2 to 565 and encodes 187 amino acids.